This is a messenger RNA of Gavialis gangeticus (Gharial), 5421 nucleotides long. RefSeq names its product nitric oxide synthase 1 adaptor protein (gene NOS1AP). The transcript has 3 exons. Gene Ontology annotation, molecular function: nitric-oxide synthase binding. Bases 1641 to 2480 code for a protein of 279 amino acids. The record is from RefSeq and is a predicted model, not a curated record. NCBI's taxonomy places the organism in Eukaryota, Metazoa, Chordata, Crocodylia, Gavialidae.
GCUACAGCAGCAGCCCUGUGGCUGGUGACAGGGCUGCGUGGAGCUGUGUGGAUGAGUAUUUACAAGUUCUUGCCGGGUAACUCCGAAAGCGGCAGUGGCACUUCAAGGAUUGCUUGGCCUCCCCUACAAAUGGAAAAUGUUUGAAUGAGGCUGUUGGCAGGGGUGAUGCUGGUGACAGCCAUGGAGCAAAUAAAGGAAAUCUGAUGCUUGCUCCGCAGUCCUUUCUCUCCAAGGCAGCCUCACAGUGAGGGAGCCUGGGAAAGGAAGAGCCAGAGAGCAGUUGCCAAUCAUAGGUCUUUGUCAGGCUGCCCUCAAGCUAGUUGCAACAUAAAGAUCUGGUCCCUGCGUCUGCUGAUCUCUACCAAAUAGCAAUGUAAAACAUCUUUCAACCACCCUCUGCCGGAGCUGAGUGCGUGAUGGAUUCUGUAGCUAAUUCCCAGAGACGUUCUGCCCCUCCACUCCUGGCUCAUCUCCAUGUGGAGGUUGCUGGUGUAGCAUCCAGCAUGAAUUUGUGCUGGCGUGACCAGCUAUGGGCAGAGGUUCUGAUUUCAACCAAGCUCUCUUAGGGGCAGAGGACUGCAAGAGACCUCUGAAGUUAUCAACCCUUACUGUGAUGAGCAGCUGCAUCCAAGUGGCAAAGUCAAUCUUGUUUGCAAACAUACCCAGCUAUAGGUCUCAAAGGCAAUUAGGAUUUUGGACCCCACUAUUCCUAUUGAGAGGCUGAGCCAGAACCUUGCUGCUCUUAUGGUUAGAAACCUGCUAAUUCUCAUCUUAAAUCUAUUCAGGGACAGUUUAUACCCAUGUGUGCUUGUGCCAGCAUUGCCUUUUAGCUUAAAUAGCAUUUGUCUCUCCUGGUUUGUUUACCCCACUGAUGUAUUUAUAGACAGCAAUCAUCUCCCCUCUCUGCCUCUCGGUUGCUAAGCUAAAUCUCUAGCAAUUUAGUUGAGUUCACUGUGAAGCAGUUCAUACCAAGCUGAAACAAGCUCCUCCUAAACCCAAAUUACAGUAUUUACAUGGGGACUUGCACUGGUUUCAGUCACAGCUUAAAUGAAACUGGUGUGGUUUGCUCAGGUGGGCUUGGCUUUUGGCCACAGCUUGUGAGAAAAGGUUUAUUGUGGGUGGGCUGAGAUGCUUUUGCUGAAGUGGGGCUUUGGGGAGCAGAGCAUUAGCUGGGGAGAAACAGUGCAGAGAUCGGACUGUGGGCAAUGUCACAACCGGAGCCUAAUGCCUCGCUGCACCCUGGACUGUAGGAAGCAUGCUGGGAUUGACUGUCUGGUCUGUCUCACUGCCUGAACAGCUGGAGAGCUGAGACAUGGCUGCAGGAGGCAACUCUAGGGUCCCACAGAUUGGCCAUAUUGCAGAGAUAUUCCCUCACUCCUGAAGACAGCUGGGCUCCCCAGGCCACUUGUGUGUGAGGUCCCAGGCAGCAAUGUCAGUGGUGCACACAGCUGCGGUUGGUUUGGGGUGAGGAGCUCAGGGUCCCAUGGGGGUUUGUCACUGGGGAAGCCCAUGAGGGGAGAAAAAGGACCUCCACCCCAUGUUUGCAGCUGUCUACCCUGCAAAUCAUCUUUCUCUUUUUCUCCUGUUUGUUUAUUUGCAAUCUGCUUUCCGAGCCCUUUCUGGUGUCAGUUGACCAAAGCAUGUUUGAGAAUUCCAAUACCGCCCCCACACCAAAGCUGCAGCACAGCAAGUCCAUCUCCAAAGCAUCUCCCAUGCCUCAGCCAGCCCAACCUACAGCUGCCGAGCCCAGCGGGGCCGGACUGCGAGUGGGAGGGAGCCAGCACCUCAGGAACCUGAGCAAGGCCGUGGGGGCGAAGGUGAAUGACUUCCUCCGCAGAAAGGAGCCUACCAGCUUCGGAGACGUGGGCAUGACGAAGAUCAAUGCCAACGUGGGGGCCGUGCUAGCAGGCGGGAUGCACGCCCAGCUGGAGGACGAGGCUCACGAGGAAGGGCUUGUGCUGCUGGAAGCCUUUCCCCGCCUUGACCCACCUCCCCCUGUGACCAAGAAGCGCACUCCCCGGGCUCUCAAGACCCCCCAGGACAUGCUUAUUUCCACCCAGCCAGUUGUGAGCAGCCUGGAUGGCACCGUGAAAACAGCACCUGAGCAAAGCCAAGAGUAUCUCGACCAAGCAGCCCACGUGGAGGAGUGGAAGGUGGCAUGGGAUGUGCCUCAGCCAGAGGGCAAUGCUGAGCAGAGCGACCCUGGCAGAGUAGUGCAAAAUGGAGAUGAGCCCAACCACAAUGGCGCCUUCCCUGUGCCUGACCUCAUCUACAAGGAUAACCUGGAGGGCAAAUUGAAGGCUGCUGACAAAAUAGCAGCCUCUCCUCCCUGCCCAGAGAAACCUUCCCUCAGACUUAGCCUCACUCCUGCCAACCACCUGCAUGAGUACCAGCCCCACGAGGGCAACGGCCAGCCUGAGGCACAGACCUCUGGCCUGGAAAAUGAGGGACCCCACCCAGACCUCCUGUCCUUUGAGUAGCUGCCCUGGGGUCUGGGGGAAGCAUGCGGACUAUCCUCAGGGGGGCAGCUCAGCAGAACUGGCAGGAGCAUACUGCCCACUCUGUGCAAGGGAACCUGGGCAGCAUGGAAGGACCAGGGCACUAUGCAGGCCUGGAGCCACAACUUGUCUCUUUUGGCGCUAGUGGCUCCUACAUGGAGCAGAAGGAAAGACAGGAGGCCAGGGGCAGCCAUUGUGCCACUUCCUGCCUUGUGCAGUGCAACCUGCAGGCACUCUCAUCUUCAAUAUGCAGGCUUAGCUCUUAGACACCACAGGUCCCAGUACGGCACUAUCUUUUGCACAAUGUGAUAAGCAGUUUCUGUGGACUUCAGCUCCAGGCCAAAGAUGAAGCUGCCUGCAAGCUGCUGCAUUGCGCAGUAAGGGGCUGCCAUUGUGUCCUGGCCAGCGUGAUUCCUAGUUAGACAUCUUUUGUGCCAGCAUCAAUGAUCAAGGAUCAGUGCCAGCAUCAAUGAUGUUUCCUACAGAGAUGUGGCCAGGGGGGGCACUCCUUUAAUCAUUAGCACAAGACAAAAGCUGCCCUAGUAGCACCUGGCCAGGGAGUCUGAAUGCUCCCAGAGAGGGGUACACAUGUAGAGAGAGAUUUUUGGAUGAUUGAAUUUUCAUGGUAGAGAGGAAAGCUGGUGGCUGGGUCUGCUGCAUAUCUGCACCUCAGAGGAGCUAGAAGAAGGAGUCAAAUAAUGUAGUGGAGGGGACAGAGGUCUCGUCAUUAGAAACUACUGGUACUAGCGCUUGAACAUCUUGUGCUCUGUUUCCAUCUAUGCCACUGAUUCCUUCUAUGACCUUGGCCCUGCUCCCUGUUUUAUAAUGUCAUGGUACAUCAGCUGGCUGGGGUGUGCUGCGGCUAAAUUCUUCAGUGCCUGUAUGUACAGUCCUGGACAUUGUGAAGCAUUCCAGGUGUGCUACAUCUGUUGAUUAUGGCCUCAGUCUCCACUGUUGUAGCUCUGUCACUGCUGUUGGUUUCCUAAUGUAAUUUUCUCUGCAGGGUGGCUGCGUGCAGUAGGAUAAUCUCAAUCCAUGCCUUGGUGAAACUCUAGACUGUCCCUUCACACCUUUUGUCACCCUUCCCUGCCAUGCAACCUCCUGUCCUGAAGCCUGCCUUUUGUCAGGCUAAAGCUAGACUUGGGCCCCAUGUUUAGGAUAAGUCAUCGCUGCAGAGUUAACUUGGGUCAUCCGCACCCAGGGACAAGUACCCAGUUGGCUAUGUUCCAGAAGUGACCAGCCACCCUACCCCAUUCCUGUGUCUUGCCUGUUGCCACAAUCACCUGGCUAUCUCGCUAGGACCUGCUGCCACACUUACUUAGCUAUCUCUCUGGGACUGAUUGGGACACAUGCCAUGGUCCUUUGCCACGCAGGAAAGCUGAGUCAUUCUGUGAUUCUUUCCUUGUAGGUUUGGUCAGACAGAGAAAUGUGGGAAGUCCUUGAAGGGUACCAGUGAUUCAGCAUGGUGUCCUCACUGCAAAACCAAAGGGGAGGCGGUGAGGGGUGGGGGGAUACUAGGUGCAGAGAAAGUGGAGUGGGAGCUGUACCCCAGGCUCCCAGACCAGGCCAGCUCUGGGACCACUCUGCAUUCGGGGGAAAGCAUUCACCUAAGCUUAUUCUGCAGUAAGGACAUUGCCUUUGGAGUUUCAAGUAGUAGAUGUGAUUGUAAGAGAUAGUAUCUAUGCAACAAUUUUGCUUGUUUCAUUUCAGAGCCAGCUAAGCAGGGCUCUGUAUCCUGCUUUCUGAGAACAGGCAUGGAGGAGGAGGAGGCUGAGGAGCAGGUUCACUGCAAGGACAGUGCAGCACUGUCUGGCUUUCAGCCUCAUUGUACUGAUGGAAGGGGCUCCUGAAAUGCUGUGGAUUCAGGCCUCAUUUAUUAGUUCACCUCUUACUCCACUGAUGAGCUGGUGGGGUGAACAUGUGCAGUUGUUUCAGCCCUGGGCCAGCCCUGAUGGGGUGGUUGAAUACUAAUGUAUAUGACUUCCCCUCCUGGGAUAUCCCAUGGCCUCAGAACAGAGGUUCUGGAAGACAUUGGUUUAAUUUUAUUCCAGGCCUUAUGCACUGAUUCCCUCUGUUUUGUCCCUGGGUCUCCACUCCCCUGGGUUGGAAAGUCACCUGCAAAAAAUACCAAGAGGCAAAACCCCAAUCUCAGAUUCUUAGCUGGUGAGAACUGAUGCAACUCCAUUGUCCUUCAGAAGGGUCACACUGAUUGCAUCUGGCUGCAGAGAGAGCUGUGGCCAAACUGGCAUGGCUGCUACCAGUGGACGUUUCCCCUCACCACCUCACUUAGGGAUGCUCCUUGCAGUAAUGCCUUCCUGUCCAGACCCAUUGAAAUGUCUGUGUCCACUGCUGAGCUGAUAGGAUGGGGGCAAUGACACCAAUGAAGUGAACUAUUUUGCACCAUCCAAACCCACCUCAUAGUCCUACCAACAUAUGGAGUGUCAACAGUAUAGUUUGGACUCUGCAUUAACAUAUGAGGGGGAUGUGAGAAUAUUCCUGUGCCUUGAAUUCCCUUGUAAAGGGACCACCUGAGAAUGAAUCAUGCCUCUGAAAAUUGUUUUGAGUCCAGUGAAUGCUGAUCUGUGCCAUAGGAUCCUGGAUACAAAAUGGUCAUGUAUAUGUGUGUAUAUUUUGUAUAUGUCCAAUGCUACCACACAAAUAGAAAUUAUAUAUAUAUAAAUAUAUAUAUAUAUAUACGUACACUGCCUAUAUAAAACUAUGUAUAAUGUAUGUUAAUCAGAAAACAGGAGCGUGUGUAAUCUCCCCCUUUAGUGAAGGAGAGCGUUUCAGGGCACCAACAUUUUGAAAAACAAAGUGAUGCUAAUGUGUGCCAAAAGCCUCUAUUUAUGUUAGUUAGGAUGGAUACAGAGUUCAGAAUGAGCCAUGCUGAUUGCACAAUAAAGAUCCUUUAUGUGUGUUGCAA